GGCAACUGUACACACGUAGGCGAAGAGAAAGUUGGUCUGGUGGUAGUACCAGUGGUUCAUCCCCGGGAGGGUCAAGCUCACGCUGCAGAGGACGAGUCUACUGCGGCCGGGGCGACGACAGAGUUCUCCGAUGCUGACUCAACGAAAGCCCUCACCUACACCCUGAGGAACCUUCACGGCUUCUCAGAGUACAUUGUGGAGUUGCAGACCUGCCAGGUGCGGUUGACUCUUGCGUAG
Dibothriocephalus latus is the source of this 237-nucleotide messenger RNA. Lineage: Eukaryota; Metazoa; Platyhelminthes; Cestoda; Diphyllobothriidea; Diphyllobothriidae. The record is from the annotation of a GenBank genome assembly.